This is a messenger RNA of Corylus avellana, 285 nucleotides long. The record is from RefSeq and is a predicted model, not a curated record. Lineage: Eukaryota; Viridiplantae; Streptophyta; Magnoliopsida; Fagales; Betulaceae.
AUGGUUUUUAGUGCUCAUAGAGCGUUCAUCCUUCUUAUCUGCAUUGGGUUCUUAGCGGUUCAGCCAGAUAAAGUUUCUGGCGUGAGAAGAACAGACCUUGCCCCCAAACCAGGCCAAGAAGUUCGUGGUGCACUGGCACAGAAUCGACGUAUUCUUAAGGAUGUCGCCAUGGAGGGAAUGAACACAGAGAAGAAGUCAGCACGUGUAAACAAGAAGUUUGAUCCAAAUGAAUCAAGCAAACGGAGAGUGCGAAAAGGAUCAGAUCCUAUCCACAACAGGUCUUAA